UAUUUUUAUAUUAAUAUGGAUAUAAUCUUGCAAAAUAAGUAAUAAACUCAAGCUAUAAAUAGAUGGCUGUUUCUAACGGCACAGCCCAUCAAUACAUAGCUAUGGAAUUCAGCUCUGCCCUCUAUGCAGCCAUUGCCUUCUUCCUUCUUCUCUACUAUUACCUCCUCUAUUCAAAGUCCGCUAAGCUAUCUACCCAAAAAUCCAAAUCGCCACCUGAAGCUGGCGGCGCGAGGCCUUUUACAGGCCAUCUCCACCUCAUGAAUGGCGGCACCUCCACCGGACUUCCUCACAUCAACUUAGCCGCCCUGGCCGACAAAUACGGGCCUGUUUUCACCAUCCGUCUCGGUGUACGCCGAGUCCUGGUCGUGAGCAGCUGGGAACUUGCCAAAGAACUGUUCACCACACGCGAUGUGGCAAUCUCCUCCCGUCCAAAUUUCAGAGCUGCCAAACACUUGAGCUACGACUUCGCCAUGUUCGCGUUCUCCCCAUAUGGCCCAUACUGGCGCGAGCUGCGCAAGCUGACCUCCGUUGAGCUGCUCUCAAGCCGCAGGCUUGAGCUGCUGAGCCACGUACGUGUGUCAGAAACUAUGCAGUCCGUAAACGAGCUUUAUAAGCUCUGGGAAGAGAAAAGAGACGGGUCGGGCCGCAUGUUGGUGGACAUGAAGCGAUGGUUCAAGGACUUGACUUUGAAUGUGAUUCUCAGGAUGGUGGCGGGGAAGAGAUACUGUGGUGGUGGAUCCGAUGCGGAGGAGACGAGGCGGUGCCACCAGGUACUGAGGGAGUUCCUCGAGUUGGCGGGGGCGUUUGUGGCAGCUGACGCCUUGCCUUAUCUAGGGUGGCUGGAUAUAGGUGGAUGGGAGAAAAGAAUGAAGAAAACUGCGGAGGAAAUGGACGGAAUUGUAGGAGGAUGGUUGGCGGAGCAUAGGGAAAAGGAAUAUUCCGGCAAGAAUCAGAAGCCGCAGGACUUCAUGGAUGUGAUGCUGUCAGCUGUGCGGAGCGCGGACCUUCAGACUCAAUAUGAUGCUGAUACCAUAAUCAAAGCAACAUGCCUGGUUUUGAUCAGUGGAGGUAGCGACACCACAACGGUCAUGUUGGUAUGGACACUCUCCCUCCUGUUGAACAAUCGUCAUGUCUUGAGAAAGGCUCAAGAAGAACUAGACAAGCACGUCGGGAGAGAAAGGCGAGUAAACGACUCAGACAUCAGCAAUCUAGUCUAUCUCAAUACCAUCAUCAAAGAGACUCUGAGAUUGUAUCCUGCCGCCCCUAUAGGAGGUAUACGGGAGUUCAUCGAAGAGAGCCAUAUAGGAGGCUACCAUGUCCCAAAGGGCACAUGGCUAAUAAUGAACUUGUGGAAGUUGCAUCGCGAUCCAAACGUGUGGGGAGACGACGCGUUGGAGUUUAGGCCGGAGAGGUUUUUGAGUAGAGACAAAAAUGUGGAUGUGAAGGGGCAUGAUUUUGAGUUGAUACCAUUUGGUGCAGGUAGGAGAAUUUGCCCUGGAGUGACUAUUGGGCUGCAAAUGUUGCAUUUGGUGCUGGCUAACUUAUUGCAUGCUUUUGAGGUGUCAACUGUGAGUGAUGAAAUGGUUGAUAUGAGUGAGAGUGCUGGAUUGACUAACAUGAAAGCCACCCCACUUGAUGCUCUUGUUGCGCCAAGACUAUCUCCUACUCUUUACAUAUAAUUAGGUUAAUUAAGAAUAUUUGAUUAUCUUUUCCUUUAUUUUCUCUUUUGUGUUUUUGUCUUUAAUAUGAGUGGGAUGUAUAAUCUGUUUCAGUUUGUCUAAGUUUGAAUUAUGUGUUAGCUUCUGUAUCUUGUAAUAUAUGUCAAGAAGUUAUUAUGAUCAGCACUCAACUGUAUAACUUUUGACAAUUAUGAGAGUUGGCAAUAAAGAAAAAAGAGUAAAAGAUGCUGGCAAUAAAA
Molecule: messenger RNA, 1918 nt
Organism: Sesamum indicum (sesame)
Lineage: Eukaryota; Viridiplantae; Streptophyta; Magnoliopsida; Lamiales; Pedaliaceae
Product: flavonoid-6-hydroxylase
Molecular function (GO): iron ion binding; monooxygenase activity; oxidoreductase activity, acting on paired donors, with incorporation or reduction of molecular oxygen
Source: RefSeq, a predicted model, not a curated record